AAAAACGCAACGACCAAAUCUUAUAUACCUCGAAUAACAUUCGCCAAAAAACAAGUGGCUUUGUUAUUAUUUACAAAAAUAAAUUAUUUAACUUAAAACUAAAGUGUAAACAAUUUCCAAAAAAAAAAAUGUCUCAAAUGGUGCAAAUGACUACCGAACAAUUACAGCAACUCAUCGAAUCUGUACGCGUUUCAGCUGCCUCCGGAACUGUAGUGGCAGAAACCAAGUCCAAGGGAAGCUUCACUAAUUGUUGUUCCCUCUUUGGCGGCGAACGUGACUAUGAAUCAGUAGAAGAAUUCAUCACCUCAAUUGUCACAUAUAAAGAAGUCGAAUCGAUUAGUGAUGAGGAUGCCUUAAAAGGUAUUUCCUUGUUGUUCUAUGGUUUUGCCUCAACCUGGUGGCAAGGUGUGCGCAAGGAAGCUAAAACUUGGAAUGAUGUUUUGGUUCUCAUACGUGACCAUUUCUCACCCACCAAACCAGCCUAUCAAAUCUAUUUGGAAAUUUUCGAUAAGAAACAGGAAGACAAAUGUGCCAUAGAUACAUUUGUAUGCCAGAAGAGAGCUAUAUUGGCCCAAUUGGCCGAUGGUAGACAUGAUGAAGAAACCGAAAUUGAUUUAAUCUAUGGGUUGCUCAACAUCAAAUACCGCAAACAUAUUGCCCGUAAUGACAUUAAAACUUUCCGUGAAUUAUUGGAAAAGGGUCGUAUUAUCGAGCACAAUGUGAUGGAAGAUGAGGCCAAUCAACAGGGUCCUGCAAGAGGCGCCAAGGGCACUAAGAGAUGUACCUACUGCAAUUACCGAGGUCACACUUUUGAACAGUGUCGCAAACGUAAAAAUGGCGACGAAGCAUCAAAUAAUGGAGACUAAAUAACAAACCCAACUUAACAAAAAGUUGGAAACCAUGAUGCCAGUUCAUCACCACCAUCAAACUCAUUGUAUUUCAUACAAAAGAAAAACGAGACAUUUAAAAGAAAAUAUAUA
Molecule: messenger RNA, 980 nt
Organism: Calliphora vicina (urban bluebottle blowfly)
Lineage: Eukaryota; Metazoa; Arthropoda; Insecta; Diptera; Calliphoridae
Product: activity-regulated cytoskeleton associated protein 1-like
Exons: 1
Coding region: 129-866 (245 amino acids)
Source: RefSeq, a predicted model, not a curated record